CGACUCUCUCGGGAGGCGCGUGCCCCGGCUCAGUAGCGUUGGGGCUGGCGCGCGCGUCGAAUCUUAACGUUGCGCUGUUUUGCGGGCGCUUUGGGGCCAUCAGCUUCUUUGCCUUCCACCCUGGCGCCCCCAAGUCCUGGCUCCCCAGCCUCGCUACCCCGGGCAUCCACGCCCUGCGGGCUCAGCGGGCUCAAUCUGCGCAGCACCACCUCCAUGUUGACUAAGCCUCUGCAAGGGCUCCCUGUGGCCCCCGUGACCCCCACGCCGCCGCCAGGAGGCAAAGAUCGCGAAGCGUUCGAGGCCGAGUACCGACUCGGCCCCCUCCUUGGUAAGGGGGGCUUUGGUACCGUCUUCGCAGGACAUCGCGUCACAGACCGACUCCAGGUGGCCAUCAAAGUGAUCCCCCGGAAUCGUGUGCUGGGCUGGUCCCCCUUGUCAGACUCAGCCACAUGCCCACUAGAAGUCGCAUUGCUAUGGAAGGUGGGUGCAGGCGGUGGGCACCCUGGUGUGAUCCGCCUGCUUGACUGGUUUGAGACACCAGAAGGCUUCAUGCUGGUCCUCGAACGGCCGUUGCCUGCCCAGGAUCUCUUUGACUACAUCACAGAGCAGGGCCCAUUAGGCGAGGGCCGGAGCCGCUGCCUGUUUGCCCAGGUAGUGGCAGCUGUUCGGCACUGCCACGCUCGUGGAGUUGUCCAUCGUGACAUCAAGGAUGAGAACAUCCUGAUGGAUCUCCGCCGGGGCUGUGCCAAACUCAUUGAUUUUGGUUCCGGUGCCCUGCUUCAUGAUGAACCCUAUACUGAUUUUGAUGGGACAAGGGUGUACAGCCCCCCAGAGUGGAUCUCUCGUCACCAGUACCACGCACUCCCAGCCACUGUCUGGUCGCUGGGUAUCCUCCUCUAUGACAUGGUGUGUGGGGACAUUCCCUUCGAGAGGGACCAGGAGAUUCUGGAGGCUGAGCUCCACUUCCCUGCCCAUGUGUCCCCAGACUGCUGUGCCCUAAUCCGCCGGUGCCUGGCCCCCAAACCCUCUGCCCGACCCUCACUGGAGGAGAUACUGCUGGACCCCUGGAUGCAGACACCAGCUGAGGAUGCACCCCUGAAUGCCCCCAAGGGGGGUCCUACCCCUUUGGCCUGGUCUCUGCUGCCCUAGUCCUAGCCAGGCCCCCGCUAGUUGGAAUAGCCGUCCCAUGGCAUGCCACAGGGAUAGAUGGACAUCUGUUGACCUGGUUAUACAGGUCAUUAAAAAUCCAGUGUUACUAGGGUCAGAGAUUGGGGAUCAGGGGUCAAGAGACAUAAGCGAAGUCUGCCCACUCCCCAUCCCAAUCCUGCUAAGGAGCCUUCCUCCCAGAACUUAUGGUCUCUUAUUCUGGAGGGCGGGGGGAACUUCCUUAUUUCUCAUUUUGCUAAGGGUGUUUAUUUGGUUGAAGUUCCUUCCAUUCUGAGCCCCAGGACUCUUAUUCUGAUGAGUUGUAACCCCUACACUGGCACCUCCUGCUACCACCACACACACUUAGUUCAAAUGCUCUCACUUGGGCAAGGGUGCUUUCCUUCCAAUGCCCCAGCAGCUCUUAUUUUAGCAAAAGGACCCUUUUUCCUAGCCCAGGGUCCUAUAUUCAGUCAAGCUGCUUGCCUACCUCAGCCCAGGGUUGCUUAUUCUGGGGGAGGUAAUGCCCUAUUGUUAUCCCAAGACUUUUUUUUUUUUAAUUAUUUUUUAUUAUUAUUUUAUUUUUAUUUUUUAUUUUUAUUUUUUGGUGAGGGGACCCUACUCUGUUAUCCCAAGUGCUCUUAUUCUGGUGAGGAGAACCCUACUUCCAUGAUUUGGGAAGGAAUGGGAGAUGGACACCACCAGAGUCCGCUAGGAUGGGGUGGAUGGUUUUUUUGGGGGAUGGGGUGGGGGAAAUCAUUCUUGUUGUUUGUUCUCCUGGGGCCCCCCCCUCCAUCUUUUUCGGAUUCUUGCUGCCUCCUUCUGAGCCAGGAUUGUCCAGUUGCUGAAAUGUAAAUACUUAUGUAUUGGUGGGAGGGGAGCUCCAACUGUGUCCUCCUCUUCCUUCUCCCCCUGCCUGGAUUAUUUAAAAAAGCCAUGUGUGGAAACCCACUAUUUAAUAAAUGUCAUAGAAUCAGAAGCGA
Messenger RNA from Leptonychotes weddellii (Weddell seal), 2126 nucleotides. It is a transcript of the gene PIM2, whose product is annotated as Pim-2 proto-oncogene, serine/threonine kinase. The record is from RefSeq and is a predicted model, not a curated record. Gene Ontology annotation, cellular component: cytoplasm. Gene Ontology annotation, biological process: protein autophosphorylation; regulation of mitotic cell cycle; negative regulation of apoptotic process. Lineage: Eukaryota; Metazoa; Chordata; Mammalia; Carnivora; Phocidae. Gene Ontology annotation, molecular function: ATP binding; protein serine/threonine kinase activity.